Molecule: messenger RNA, 1812 nt
Organism: Lodderomyces theae
Lineage: Eukaryota; Fungi; Ascomycota; Pichiomycetes; Serinales; Debaryomycetaceae
Gene: SNX4
Product: Snx4p
Exons: 1
Coding region: 1-1812 (603 amino acids)
Biological process (GO): autophagy; cytoplasm to vacuole targeting by the Cvt pathway
Cellular component (GO): phagophore assembly site
Molecular function (GO): phosphatidylinositol binding
Source: RefSeq, a predicted model, not a curated record
AUGAGUUCAGAAGAUCAGUUUACUUCAGUUCAGUGGGAUAGAGAGGAUUUAGGGAAAGAGCAGGCCCAAAUGGCGCCAAAGAUCGACUCCAUCACAGAAGAAUCUGGUUCCAGACGCAACUCCGAGGGCAAGGAGAGUGACGUAGUCGAAACAAGCGAAGCACAUGACGACACAGCUGGUGGUGGAAAUGUAGCAUCUUAUUCCAAGGAAGAUAGUGCUCAUGAGUCUAAUGGAGAUGAUCCUGGUGCAUCGUUACUUAUUUCUGGAGAUGUCCAGGGUCACACCAGUCAAGAGCCCAGCGAAAGAGGGGACGAAAUUGAGCCAAGUGGCAAAGACGUUGGAAGAGAAGCAGGUGCUGCCCUGGAUGUGGCAGAUGAGGAAACUACCACUUCGAGGGCUCCGGUGGAUACUACACUCUUUGACAAGUACAAGAUAGAAGUCUCAGCCACUCAUCCUAGCAGGGAUUUGGAUGCAUCAUCAAAACCAUUCAUUUCCUACUUGGUGACAACUACAACGGAUAACCCCAAUGUGCUCAAGCUUAUCAAAGAUAAGAAAGUAGAUGGUGACGAUGAGAAAUACCGUACAUUUAGCGUUCGCCGAAGAUAUGGAGACUUUCGGUACUUGUACGAGAGUUUAACCAAUGAUUUCCCCACGGUUAUGAUUCCUCCCUUGCCGUCAAAGCUGAAUAUAAAGUACUUGACGGGUGAUACUUUUAGUCAUGAAUUUGUGCACAAGCGAUUGCACUCAUUGGACAGAUUUUUGAGAUUUAUUGUCCAGCAUCGCGUGUUGUCGCAACUGUCCAUUUUCCAUUUGUUCAUUAGUGAUUCUAAUGACUGGAAUACAUUUACAACGUCUUUAAAACUUAAGGAGUUGAACAUUAAUGGCGAGCAAGGCGGGUUGGUGAAUAAAGUUGUUAAUGAGGAGUUGAUUACUGAGAAAUUGAUGAAUUUCCUCACAUCUUCCAAACACAAGAAGGAGACAAACCGGGAUAUUUUGGAGAUUAAUGACAAGUUGAAGAAGUUGUAUGAGAAUUUGCUCAAGUUGGAUCGUAUUUUCACAAAGUUGAAUCGAAAGAAUCGUGAUUUGAAAAGUGAUUAUGAACAACUCCUGAAGCAGAUUUUAAAAAUUUCCAAUUUACAAACUGAUCAGAAGGAAGAUACUGCAAUCACGUCUAAUUUCAAGAUAUUUGCAGAAGCACUUGAUUUUUUCCUGGAUUCAUGGGGACUGUUGUAUACCUACAUGGAUGAAUCGUUUUUAGUUCUGUUAAAGGAUUGUUCAAAGUACAUUAUUGGUCUUACGAAUUUGAUUGAGUUGCUACAUAACAAAAAGAUUGAUUUGCAGGUGUUGCAAGACUACUUGAACAAGAGCAGACAUGAGUUGGACAAUGCACAGGGGCAUGGUCAUCAUCACCACAACCACAACCACAACCACAACCACCCACAAAGCAAUCAAACUAGUAGUGGUGGCCAUGGCGGUAUUGUGAGUAGUACAACCCAAUUGAUCAAAGAUACAAUAUCAACGUCGGCAACCUCAAAUAUAGGAUCAAGUGCCACCGAUUCCAAAAUCCACAAAUUGCAGACCAAAGUGCACGAAUUGGAGAAUGAAAUUGAACUGCAAAUUAAAUUGAUUAAUGAAUUCACUGAUCGGAUCAUCAAUGAGGAAUAUCCGAACUGGGAACGGUUUAAUAAAUUGGAGUUGAAAAACUCCAUGCUUGGGUUGUGUGAUAAACAGAUUGAUUUUUACAAGGGAUUGGUUGAUAAUUGGAGUGAUGUAGAAGCGAAACUUUCGAAACGGUUAGAUGAGUUGAAUUGA